Messenger RNA from Thermothielavioides terrestris NRRL 8126, 573 nucleotides. RefSeq lists its product as uncharacterized. The transcript has a single exon. The record is from RefSeq and is a predicted model, not a curated record. Bases 1 to 573 code for a protein of 190 amino acids. Lineage: Eukaryota; Fungi; Ascomycota; Sordariomycetes; Sordariales; Chaetomiaceae.
AUGAAGAUGCUCUCCCUCUACCGAACCACAACCCUCCUCAUCGAUCUGCACUUCACUCUUCACUGGGCCUCCCCUGCCACCGAGCACCACCAGCCCGGCACCUCUCAAACGCCAACCCAAACACCCACCCACCACGAGCAGCAGCAGCAAGACAGCUACCACCACCGCCACCUCUGCACCCAGAAAUUCCCCCCAACCGCCUUCGCCGCCGCGCUGAUCACCGACCCGUCGGACCCGUCCCUCUUCCUCGCCUCGCUGGACGCAGCCUGCCUCGCGCGCAUCCGGGCGGCCACGCGGCACACCAUGUACGCGUUCGACGAGCCGGUGCACUUCGAGGUCGAGCGGGCGUUCGUCUUCGGCGGGCUGGAGCACGCGGCGCGCCUGCCGAUGCGCGGGCUGACGGCGGCCGAGGUGGAGAGCCAGGUCGAGCUGAUGCGGCAGCGCGGCCUGCGCGACCACGUGCGCGUCGACAUGGCGGUGGAGAUUGAGGCAGGCAAGGAGUUGAGGGAGCGCGGCUGGGAUGUGGCCCGCGGCCCGGAAGGGUGGAGGUUGCGUGAGCUGUUUGGGGAGUGA